AACUCCAUAGACAGGCCAGCACAGCCAGCCUUGCAGCCUGAGAUAAGGCCUUUGGCGGGUGUCUCCCCUAUCGCUCCCUCAAGCCCUCAAGUAAGUGUUGGAGAGAGGGGUGAUGCUUGGUGCUGGUGGAACCGCUGCACAGAGACGGACACAGGAUGAGCUCUAAGUACCCGCGGUCUGUCCGGUGCUCCCUGCCCCUCUGGGCCCUAACACUGGAAGCAGCUCUCAUUCUCCUCUUCUUUUUCUUUACCUACUACAACGCUUCCUUAGAGGAUCAAAAGGGGCUCGUGGCAUCCUAUCAAGUCUGCCAAGAUCUGACUGUGAUGGCAGCCCUUGGCUUGGGCUUCUUCACCUCGAAUUUGCGGAGACACAGCUGGAGCAGUGUGGCCUUCAACCUCUUCAUGCUGGCCCUUGGUGUGCAGUGGGCAAUCCUGCUGGACGGCUUCCUGAGCCAGUUCCCUCCUGGGAAGGUGGUCAUCAAACUGCUCAGUAUUCGGCUGGCCACCAGGAGCGCUAUGUCGGUGCUGAUCUCAGUGAGUGCUGUCUUGGGGAAGGUCAACUUGGUGCAGUUGGUGGUGAUGGUGCUGGUGGAGCUGACAGUCUUUGGCACCAUGAGGAUGGUCAUCUAUAAUAUCUUCGGAACAGACUACCACAUGAACAUGAUGUACAUCCACGUGUUUGCAGCCUAUUUUGGGCUGACUGUGGCCUGGUGCCUGCCAAAGCCUCUACCCAAGGGAACAGAGGAUAAAUAUCAGACAGCAACGAGCCCCAGUUUGUUUGCCAUGCUGGGCACCCUCUUCUUGUGGAUAUUCUGGCCAACUUUCAACUCUGCUCUGCUGACAAAUCCAAUCGAAAGGAAGAAUGCUGUGUUCAACACCUACUAUGCUCUAGCAGUCAGCGCGGUUACAGCCAUCUCAGUGUCAUCCUUGGCUCACCCCCGAGGGAAGAUCAACAUGACUUAUAUGCACAAUGCAGCAUUGGCAGGAGGCGUGGCUGUGAGUGCCUCAUGUCACCUGAUCCCUUCUCCUUGGAUUGCCAUGGUGCUGGGUCUUGUGGCUGGGCUGAUCUCCAUCGGGGGAGCCAAGUGCCUGCCGGUGUGUUUUAACCGAGUGCUGGGGAUUCACGAGAGCCACAGCGUGCACUACACCUUCGGCUUGCCGGGUUUGCUUGGAGAGAUCGCCAACAUUGUGCUGAUGGUGCUUCAAGUUGUCUGGGCCAGCAGUAACAUGAUCGGCUUCCAGGUCCUCCUCAGCACUGGGGCAUUCAGCUUGGCCAUGGCGAUGAGUAUCACAUCUGGUCUCCUGACAGUUUCCUCAUUUGGCUGUUGGAUUUUAAGAAAAAGCAUCCAAGAAAAACAAGGCCUGUUCAAAAACAAGACAACUUCCUUUCACUGUUGCCUGCAUUUGUACGUGAGAAACGCUCAGGACAGCAAAGUCUCCUUAUGUACAAUGGAACAAGGUCAGAGAGAGAUUUGAUAUUAAAAAAUAAAAGACUAAAAACUUAGUUUAAGAGUCAAUUUAAUAAGUUUAAAAUAAAUGUUUAGUUUCAUUAGGAUGAUGCUAUCAAUAUUUUCUUGGUUACAGACACAUUAUUAAAGUUUUGGGUUAAUUUUAUUGACAAUUCUUAAGAUUCUUUCUCAUGCUUAAUAAAGUAUGCUACCCAGUUAACUCUUGUCUACAUGAGCAAAGCAGAUAGUACAAAACAGGAAAUUACAAAUCACUGAUACUUAGUCCUUGUGGGAAUCAUGCUUUUAUCCCAGCAGUUUUACAAGGUGGCUGGCAUUCCCUGAGCAUAUUCUGAAUUGCACUGUGGGGAAAGAGGUUGUGCUCAGUUGUAGGGUGGGGGGAUGCACUGCCUGAGGAUUAAAAAACUAGUUCUGUGACCGUGAGGAAGUUACUUAAAUUUCCAUGGUCUGGGUUCCCUUCUGUGUGAAAAGAGAAGGUGGACUUCAACCUCUAAGAUCUUCUCCAAUUUUCACAUUUUAUGAACUUUUGUAGAAAAAACAUCAGGAGUUCAUGUGGGAUGACUGCAAGUUAUUUCUUUGAGAAGAGUCUUGAUCGCCAGGCAAUAUUCACAGCAUAGAGACUGUCAGAUGACGAUGCUAGCAUGGAAAAGAGACCCACACAUUUAAAUCACCCAGCAAAUAUUCCGAAGGCUAAUUGUAGCACAUGUUAUGAAAGACAUUUCAAACUGUGGUUCUGAAGAGCGUAUCCCAUCUUGCAGAGGUGGGGAGCCUGUGGGGACAAGAGUUCCGAAGUGGAAGAGACAACGAGAGUUCCCAGCAGCUAAUGUUUGUCAUUCUGGUUGACCGUGCCGGUCUAUUAGGCUAGUGGUUCAGUAUACAGAUGAAAUGAAACAUGGAACCCGGUUUAUUAUCAGAACAACUACAAAGAAAUUGUCCCCUGUGUAAGACCGGAGUGUCAAAUCUCUCUCCUUUUCUCCUCUCUCCUUCAACGGUGGGUGUGGAGUGACUGUGCGUCCCACUAGAACCACGUGUCAUGGCUGAGUCAUAUCCUCCUGCCCUUGGAAUGGGAGGCACAGCGGAAGAGCUUCCCACAGAAGGGACAUGGGGAGCCUGGUGCCUGGACCAUGGUGCUUCUCUCUUCCAACACGUCCACUCACCCCUUGGGAGACCCUCAAAAGCCACUUAAACACUACAUAUUCACAGAAUUUUUGGUAAAAGUAAAUACCAAUUAUAGUGAGGAAGAAUUUUGACCAUGAAAUAUUUUAAAAACUAAAAAAUGUUUAUAUUUCAUUUAACAUUUGACACAGAAGAGACCACAUCUGAAUAAACACAUUAAAUCUUCAGAGCACUUUCAUUGUGGUUUUGGACUUCAGAUAUGACAAAUACUUAUACUGACAAAUCCAUAAUUUCUUUUGUAAUUUCUUUUUAUUUUUACAAAUUAUGCCAUGAUAAAAUUUGACAAAAAUUAUUCAUGUGAAAGUUUGCUUUAACGUUUUAUAAGUUAAUCAAGUGCGUAUCACAAUAGAUUUUUGGUUGUUGUUUAAAUAGGGUGUUCUCAUGAUUUUAGUAUUACACAACUUUAAGCUGAGACUACACUCAGAAAUAAGUUUAGAAAACGGCAUUACAAAAGGUUGGGAGUGAGCAAUAAAAAAACAAACAAACCCAAGCAGGGGUGUUGUGCUGUGGGAAAUCGGAUGUUUUCACUGCCAUAAGUCUUCAGUGCGGCCAAACUUAAAAACCAGCCCUC
Molecule: messenger RNA, 3212 nt
Organism: Rhinopithecus roxellana (golden snub-nosed monkey)
Lineage: Eukaryota; Metazoa; Chordata; Mammalia; Primates; Cercopithecidae
Gene: RHCE
Product: Rh blood group CcEe antigens
Exons: 9
Coding region: 156-1475 (439 amino acids)
Biological process (GO): ammonium transmembrane transport; ammonium homeostasis
Cellular component (GO): plasma membrane
Molecular function (GO): ammonium channel activity
Source: RefSeq, a predicted model, not a curated record